Molecule: messenger RNA, 1356 nt
Organism: Brassicogethes aeneus
Lineage: Eukaryota; Metazoa; Arthropoda; Insecta; Coleoptera; Nitidulidae
Source: the annotation of a GenBank genome assembly
AUGUUUCCGGGUUGUAUACGGGGCCCCAAAGCAACGCAGGGCUCCAAUGAUGACAUCACCAAGCAGGCUUUUGUCCAGAUCUACACGGACUGGGCAAACCACUACUUGGAAAAGGCCCGGAGUAAAAAGCGCGUCAAUUCUUUGGCGACAGACUGUAGUGACGGGGUUCUGCUUGCUGACGUCAUCGAGUCGGCCACUUGCCAAAAAAUUCCCGAUAUAAUUAGGAAGCCAAAAACAGCCUCCCAAAUGUUUAACGACCUAAAUGCAACGCUACGUUUUGUCAUGAGUGACAACCGUAACAGAUUCAGCGGCGCUGAGUACCGCAAGCGAGCGGCAGAAAAAUCGAAGAAAAAUGAAAAAGUCUUAGAGAAAACUCCAAGGUUGACUACAUUCUUCAAAAAAACAGAUUCCGGAUCAGUUGAAAAAGAAACUUCGAGAGCUCAUAAUGAUCUAGAAGAUUCCAACUGUCAGCGUGAAAAUGACUCUGACACCGUGUCCGAUUCGCAUACAGAAACGAAAGAACUUGAAAUGACAGUCGACGAAGAUAUUUCACCUAACGAGAACGCGGAAAAUAUUCCUGGCAAAGAAAUCUUACAAAUAAAUGAUCCCGCUGAUCCCGCAAUAUGGAUUAUCAAUGACGAACUUCGCACUCGUUGGUCAGCUCAAGAUGAUGCCGUUCACGCUCUUGAACAUCAUUUCUCAGCAGUCAUCUCAGCUUUAGAAGAAAUGGAAGAUGAUAUCGUUGAAAAAUGUACGACGCGAAACGAAGCAUUGGGCAUUCGACAACAACUUGAAUCAUUAGAAACUGCGUUUAUGCAACAGUUGUGGAGCUUCCUGUUAUCUUACAUGAAUUCUGUGAGUAAAAAAUUACAAAAUGUCAAGACAACUAUUGUUGAGGUAUUUGAACUUUUAGAAGGGCUGAACAAAAUGAUUAGUGAUACGCGUAAAGAUUUUGACUCGUAUGAAGAGAAAGCGCUCUCUAUUUCCAAGAACAAAGAAUAUAAAACGGUUACUACGCGAAAAAAGACGAGAAAAAUAAGAUGCGAUGAAUCUAGAGAUGGGGAAGUUGAACUUGUUGGUCGGGAAAACUUCAAAAUAAAUACCUUCAAUGUCAUUUUAGACAAAAUUUUAUCUGAAUUACAAAAAAGAGAAAAAGCGUACAAAGUUCUUUAUCAUAAAUUUUCAGUCAUUACAGACAUGCAUUGUUUGAAUGAAAAAUCUGCUCAACUGAUAAAUUUCUACGAUCAAGAUAUCGAAGCAUCGUUCGCAAAUGAAACGAUUUUAUUUAAAAGUUAUUGCGUCAAAAAGAAUAUGGAAAAAAAUUCUCCUAUGGAUCAAAUUACUAAGAAGCAAUAG